AUUGUCCUAUGAGGCUGCAUAACCCCUGACUCUCUGUCUGGACAGCCCUUAUUGACCCUGUGCUGAUCACAUGCUCUCUUCCAAAAAAACCCCCCAAAAACCUCUCUAGCAAUACACACCAAACUGAGCAUUUGCAGCUUGUCCCCAAGUCCUUGUUCUAUCUGGAGAUGAAGUGGGGACUUGAAGACAGGAUCAAACAUCCUUUUUACACAAUGCAGAGGAUUAACCCCUUAGGUUUCACAGUGAAUACAACAAGCAAGCUUUACUGCAUAUACAGACUGAUUUUACUGUUGUGGGUUUAG
Staurois parvus is the source of this 302-nucleotide messenger RNA. NCBI's taxonomy places the organism in Eukaryota, Metazoa, Chordata, Amphibia, Anura, Ranidae. The record is from the annotation of a GenBank genome assembly.